AUGGCGGGACUAGGAGCGAUUGUGCGAAAUUACAGAUUUGUGAUCGGGUCACUGACUGCUGUCAUGCUGAUCUUGCUACUGCGGUCAUCAUCUGGCUCCUCCGGUUCUUCUGGAGUGAUACUAGAUUCUAGCAAAGAAGAAGGUGGCACCGUAAACGUACUACCAAUCGUCCCCACACCCGGAUAUAUCGACGAUGCGAACUCGCAAUCAAAGAACCCCGACGUUGCGGAUGCUGUCAAGGAGAGCCUCAAGCAAUCUCCAGAUAGUAAGUACUCUAAUGCUCCGUGCGAUAAACCACACCAGUACGUGAUAAUGGUAGACGCAGGGUCUACUGGAUCACGUAUACACAUCUAUGAGUUCGAUGUCUGUACUCAACCUGCUUCCCUGCUUCACGAGACAUUCAAGAUGCUGAAACCAGGACUCUCACAUUUUGACACCGAUGCUAAGGCUGCGGCCUUGUCUCUGGAUGAGCUACUCGACAAGGCUUUGGAAGUGAUUCCCAAGGAGAGACAGGGUUGUUCUCCAGUAGCUGUAAAGGCCACGGCAGGUUUGCGGAUGUUAGGUGAAGCGAAAUCUGAUAAGAUUUUGCAAGCAGUCCAGACACACUUGGAAACAGACUAUCCGUUCCCAGUGGUAGCAAAGGAUGGUGUAGUAUUAAUGAGCGGUGAAGAAGAAGGUGUCUAUGCAUGGAUCACAGCAAAUUUUCUCUUGGGUAACAUCGGGGCGGGGUCCAAGCUUCCCACAGCUGCGACCUUUGACCUUGGCGGUGGCUCAACACAAAUUGUCUUUGAACCUAGCUAUCCUCCCAACGAGAUGAUGCUCGAUGGGGAAUAUAAAUAUCCAUUGAGCUUCGCAGAUCACGAUUACACUUUGUAUCAAUUUUCGCAUCUGGGUUACGGUCUUAUGGAAGGUAGAAACAAAGUGAAUGCACUACUAGUCGAAACCGCUCUCAAGGAUGGACUUAUUGAAAAAAGUAACAAAUCUCCAAAGCUCUCGUCACCAUGUCUACCACCUGGAACUGUAGCUUCGGACGUAAAGGUUACUCUAGAAAACGGGGACGAAUACUUGGUCACUUUCAAAGGUCCUGUUACUCCAGCAGGAGCUCAGUGUCGCUUUUUGGCUGAUAAAAUCUUGAAAAAGGAUGCCGCGUGCACAUCGCCACCUUGUUCUUUCAAUGGUGUUCAUCAACCUUCGCUAGUGCGGACUUUUAAAGAGACCAAUGACCUGUACGUUUUUUCGUACUUUUAUGACAAAACCCAGCCUUUGGGUCUACCGCAUUCGUUUACGCUUGGAGAACUCGCUGAUGUCGCUCGCAUGGUGUGUAACGGCGAAGAUGUAUGGGAAAGCGUUUUCAGCGGCAUCGAGGGUUCCAUCGCGGAGCUGAAGAAGGAGCCAUUAUGGUGUCUGGACUUAUCUUUCCAGUUCUCCCUACUCCACACGGGUUACGACAUUCCACUAUACCGCGAACUUAAGACCGCAGAUAAAAUUGCCAAUAAUGAGCUUGGCUGGUGCCUUGGUGCGUCCUUGCCACUACUAGACGGGAAGGAUUGGAAAUGCAAGUCCUCUAAGUCUUAA
Molecule: messenger RNA, 1575 nt
Organism: Lachancea nothofagi CBS 11611
Lineage: Eukaryota; Fungi; Ascomycota; Saccharomycetes; Saccharomycetales; Saccharomycetaceae
Source: the annotation of a GenBank genome assembly